AUGAUAUUGAAUCAGUUGUUAAUAUUUGGUUAUGAUUCACAGUAUAACCAUAGUUGCCAGUGUGACAAGUGUCCGGAUGGUAAAACUAAAAAGGUGAUCACUGAUGACCCUUCUCAGCCUGCGUGUCCAUGUCACUGUGCGGACGGUUGGCCACGGGAGAUGAACGCAGACGGCACGUGUGAGUGUGGCUGUGAAUGUCCAAAUGGCGGUUAUGGUACCGUUAAACCUGAUGGUGGCUGUCAUUGUUCAUGUGAAUGUAAAAACUGCCAGAACUCGGUUAUAACUAGUGAUGGAACGUGUUACUGUCCGAAUGAUAUCUGCCCGGUGUGUGACUCUGCCUACGAGCCUGUGUGGGAAGACUGUCGUUGUGUUUGUCGUGAGAAGACCCAGUGUGGACUGUACCCUGCCUGUGUACGAGGUCGACGUGGAGAGCAGUGUGACCAGCCGGACUGUGAACCAUGCAGUUUUCAGACAGACAACGGGUUGCAAGAAUGUUUCGGCAAUGGUGUUUGCACCCUUCAGUCGUACUUCUGUAGCUCCAGGUGUGAGUGUUUCCAAUUCUGGACCGGCGUCUGUUGUAAUGUCAGAAUACCAAGAAACAUGGGAGGUGAUCCUCACUUACAGACAGCAGAUGGUAUAUCCUACGACUACCAUGGUAUCGGGGAGUUCUGGGACUGUAUGAGUACAGCUAACGACUUUGGCGUACAAGUCAGGUUCUUCGGCUAUAAACAAGCGUCACUGGUCGGUGCCGCCGCGGUCAAGGUCGGUCACAGUGUGGCCACCAUUACUACACCGGUCAAUGCUACUGAAACCACUCUUCCUACUUUAAGAAUUGACGGGCUAGUCCAGAGCAUAACCAAAAACAACACAAGACUGACGCUUAACAACGACACCGUCAUUGUAGACAUUGCUAAGGUCAGGAACAACGCCACUGGUGCCGUGAUGAUGAUUGCAAUCCAGUAUGACACCGGUUGUCCUGGUCAGUGUAAUGGUAAAGGGAGGUGUGUGAACAGCACUUGUCAAUGUAACGACGGCUGGACUGGAACUGACUGCUCUAUAGGUUCCUGUGGUGCCUGCGUCAAUGGUGUGUGUGACAGCGGUUUCUGCGUGUGUACUGUGGGCUGGGAAGGGACAGCCUGUGACCAGAAAGCCACGUGUCUGUAUGUGAAUAACUGCACUGACGAGGACCACGGUGUGUGUUACAGGACCAACAGGUGUCGCUGUCUACCAGGGUUUGUGGGUAUGUAUUGA
This is a messenger RNA of Lingula anatina, 1251 nucleotides long. RefSeq lists its product as uncharacterized. Gene Ontology annotation, molecular function: calcium ion binding; chitin binding. Gene Ontology annotation, biological process: cell-cell junction maintenance; homophilic cell-cell adhesion. Gene Ontology annotation, cellular component: plasma membrane; extracellular region. The record is from RefSeq and is a predicted model, not a curated record. NCBI's taxonomy places the organism in Eukaryota, Metazoa, Brachiopoda, Lingulata, Lingulida, Lingulidae.